Molecule: messenger RNA, 2767 nt
Organism: Labeo rohita (rohu)
Lineage: Eukaryota; Metazoa; Chordata; Actinopteri; Cypriniformes; Cyprinidae
Gene: fastkd3
Product: FAST kinase domains 3
Exons: 8
Coding region: 415-2403 (662 amino acids)
Biological process (GO): mitochondrial RNA processing; regulation of mitochondrial mRNA stability
Cellular component (GO): ribonucleoprotein granule; mitochondrial matrix
Molecular function (GO): RNA binding
Source: RefSeq, a predicted model, not a curated record
AGAACACAGCAUGCCGGAAAAAUGUCCACUUUGCUUAGGAGUUUACGGUCGAAUGGACCUCACCGCAUGACUGUAUAAUUCACUGUUCUUCCUCCAAAUGUUUUGCAUUUUCACCGUCUAUCCAAAACUUUUAAUUAAGGGAAUGCGAAACUUAACGAAUUUCUGUCAGCUAAGUUAUAUGCAUAAUUUUAAAGGACCUCGUCUUUAAGGUGUCUUGAGGCAAUGAGUAGUUAAUAACUAUGUUUCUUUCUGUGUAAUCUGCAGUGGAUCCAUGCUUCAAAGAUUUUUCAUGAACAAAGAGUGCACAUCAGAUUGUAUGCCCAACACAGAGAUCAAAUCUCGCCGUAAUUAAGUCAGUCUGAGAUUACAAGAGGAGAAAUUCAUAGAAGAACUGUGGGAAGCAUCAUUAAGGAUAUGGUAGCACGUUUUAUGAUGGCCAGAACGCUGACAAUGAGGCUGCAUUUCCUGAGCCAUUUGGAUUACCAAAUCAUUCCAUCACUGAAAGCAUGUGCUGGUAAGCGUCUGUCUUCUCCUUGUCUCAGAACCCCCACUGUCUGUUUUCCCACAUGUUCUAGCCUCAGUACAAGGGGUGUAUGCACCACAGAACGAGACCCAAUGUUCCUUGUUGCUGGAUCUGUUCGGCCUUACCAGGAGCUCCUCCCCAGUGGAAGUGGUCUGUCUUUGUUGCACCACUUGACUUCUGAUGAGGACCACGCCUUUAUGAAACGACUCACCUCCUGUACUUCAUCUCAGCAAGUUCUACGUCUCCUGCGAUCUUACCCUCUCCUCUCAGGUGCAGCAGCGGCUUCUAUACUUCACCGACUGGCAGACUUUGAGCAUGAUGCCACAUGUGGUCUUUGGAAACCACAGAUACUACUAUCAGAUGCGGGCCUUAAUAAACUGUGUCAAACCCUGGAGCAUGAUUCAGACAGAUUAGAGGAUGAGGUAUUGGUUAAAGCUCUCCUGGGCUGCACACGUCUCUACCUUGACCCUCAGAGCCGCCUAGUGCUAAGGCUGGUGUUCGAAAGUCAGAAGAGAUUGAAUUUGGAACGGCUCAGUGUUGAAGCGCUAUGUGGGUUAUCGAGGGCUUUGUUUGCACUGGAAGGCCCUAACAGCAGCAUGAUAAAACAAGCUAUGUGUCAGCUCCAAAAUAAAGAUACAGCUCAAUGGAAUAUGGCAGAGCUAGUUGCUGCUUACUGUAUGCUAGCAACUGGUUUGGGUGAAGAUGGAUGCUAUCUGGAGCUUCUAAAUGAAAUGAAUUCUCAGUCACUUCGAUUAGUGCAACAAAUGGGCCCAGGGGCGAUUAGCGAGAUUCUAGGUGCUUUGUUCAAGUUGAGACAUAAGCAAGCAUUACCUCUUGUAAUUGCGCUUUGCAAGCAAGCUGUCCAUCAUGUGCAAAAUUUUGCAGAUUCAGAACUGACUGUGGUGUUGUCAGCACUUAUGCACUAUGGACACAGUGACCACUUUCUUGUGGAAGCUCUUGAGCGCCAUGUUCCCAAGGUUGCCUUCACUACUGAUGCAGAAACCGUAACCAAGGUGAUGCAGUUUUUCCGGCGAUGGCGCAUUCUUUCUCCUCCUGUUUUUAACACGGUGGCUGAGAGUUUUGUGUAUCGUGCAGAGGAGUACUCGACGUGGCAGGUGUCACAACAGAUAGCUGCACUGGGAGUUUUGGGAUAUCUGCCACCUGAUGCUGGAAGAUUGUUCCGAAAGGUGGAGUCGAUUUUGCACGCCCGGUUUUCACAGUUUCAGCCCAGAGCCCUGCUAGACCUACUGUAUGCCUGUACCCUUCUACAGAGAUACCCACUUAACUUUGUCUCAAAAGUCUUCAGCCCUUACUUCAUGCAACAGCUACAGGGGGAGGAGGGCAGUGGGAUAGAUCACAGAGUGCUUGCCCAGCUGACCCAACUUUACAUGACUGUAAAGCUCGAGUGUCCAUUCUAUGAUGGACCACGACUUUCGCAGAAGUUUCGAGUGAAGUCAUUUUUGGCUUCUGGACAGUCUUUGGAGACUCCGGUGGAACCUAAUUUCUACAAUGCUGUGAAGUCCGCCCUAGUGGAUCUGCUGGGAGCCCAAUCUUACUUUGCUUCCAAAGUGCUUACACCAUAUUGCUAUACGCUAGACAUUGAGAUAAAACUAGAUGAAGAAGGGUAUGUCUUGCCUGCUUCUCAUACAGAUGAAGUCCAUAAAAGAAUUGCUCUCUGUAUUGAUGGGUCAAAGCGCUUUGCAGCAAAUGCAGAGACACUACUAGGCAAGGAAGCCAUUAAGCAGCGUCACCUGAGGAUUUUGGGAUAUGAAGUUGUUCAGAUUUCAUACUAUGAAUUUGAGAAACUCAAGGAUAAAAAAGAGGUUGUGGAAUAUCUGCACAAGAAGAUCUUUCCUCACAGCUACAGACUCAGCUGGUGAUAGCUGGAUCACCAAAUGGAUAUUGAACUACAUUAUAGUAGAUUUAUUAGGUAUACACGUUUGUGUUUGUGUACAGAAACAUCGGUGUACUUUUUUUGUUUGUUUGUUUUUUCCUGGAUUCUUGAUAUUGUAUGUAAAUAAUAUUUAUUUAUGCUUUCAAUAAAGUGUAUUGUAGUACAAAGUAAACCACCUACCGGUGUAUAUCAUUCAGAAAAUAAAUCAUAUCUACACAGACAAAAACAAAAAAACCAACCCAGUGAUUCAUGUUGAAAGUUAUCAUGGACAGAUUUCUUACGAAGCAAAAGAUUAUAAUCUGAAGUAGAUCAAGAUUGAGAUUUAAAAAGAUGAAAUCUUGACAUCCGUC